AUGACUCCUCCCCCUCCUGACAAAGGGAAGAGGCUUGAUGUAACUCCUGAGGCACCUGCAGCGUUGGAACAUGCUGGAACAACACGGCAGCUCCCGGCUCGACUUCACAGUCAGGAGCAACAGUGGAAACUCUGGAUGAAAUACCCACCCGUGUGUCGGGUUUUGUCUGCUCUGUUUGGAGAACGUUCGUCUGGACAUCGAGUGUCUGAAUCUGAAGCUGCUGGAUUCAAGAAACACCAGACCUGCACUGGAGGAAGAAAGAACCAGCAGCCCGAACAGGAACAACUCAGCCAGGACGAAACGAGUUUUAGAGGCAGACGGGCUGGUCUGGGUGUGUUUACCAGGACACGUGUAACUAAAGCUACAGUCAAGGAGAUGUGGGAUGGAGAGGAAGGUCUGAAGGAGGAGGUUGAGAGUUCGGCCUCAGAAACCUCACAAGAACUCCAAAAAAGCCAUCCCAAGGGAAACGGUGAGCGCCAAGAUGUGUCGGCACAACUGAUGGACACAGAAAAUGGGGAGGAGGAGGAAGAGGGGGAGGAGGAUGAAGAAGAUGAGGAGGAAGAGGAAGAUGCUGCUCCCGAUAAUUUGAUUGGUCCGACUGGCCCUCAACAUUCAGUUGCUGCAGAUUCCAUUCAUGUUAAAUCACUGACCUCUAGAGAAAUAAGCCAUAAAAAUUCAGAGCAAAACUUAAAGGUGUCCCAGUUCAAAGGACAGGAGCCAGAGGUUGAUCCUGACCUGGACAUCGACCCUGAACCCGACGGUGACCUUGAAAGCGACCCUCACGGAGAGUCCUAUCCCUGUAAACAUUGUGAGCGUCAUUUCUCCACUAAGCAGGGUUUAGAACGGCACAUCCACAUUCAUGGUAUCUCCAAUCGGCAGACGCAGCUGUUCAAGUGCCGAUACUGCAGUAAAUCAUUUGGCUCACAGGUCGGGAGGCGUCGGCAUGAGAGGAGACAUGAGAGUGGACAUAAGAAAAGGCCUGGCUCUCUUGCCGGAACCGCUGGCCUUCUGAGUCCUGUGACGCAGACCGAUGGCUCCAGUCCAGACUGCACCAGCCCCACGGGGCAGUAUGUCGCCGUGGGCUCCCAGUUCAGUGUAGGACCGCUGCACAACACUGAGCUGCAGAGGAAGGAGUUAGGUCUCCACGCUGACCCUCACUUCACAUUGGAUGAUAACGGUGAGUCCAAGGAACUCCACCCGUGCAAGUAUUGCAGUAAAGCCUUUGGCACACACACCAACAUGAGGCGACACCAGCGGAGAAUACACGAGCGCCACCUGUUACCAAAAGGAGUUCGCAGGAAAGGGAUGUUGCUGCAGGAGGCCGCAGCGCAGCAACAGCAGCUGCCCGGGGAGUCUUCCAGCACCAGCCCUCCACCCGUUUACAUGCCCAGUGCAGACACGGAGGACGAGGUGGACAGGGACGAUUACGCAGUGGACAUAUCCAAAAACAUCUCAGAGAACUUGAGCUUCUACAUCGACGGAAAGAUCGUCUCCACCAAUGCGGAGAGCAGCUGUGAGGUGAUAGAGGUGGACUCCAGGUCGGCAACGUUGUUCGGCCUUGACACCGUCAUCAUCAGUCCAAAUCAGUUUGGUCAGACACUGAAGGUGGAGGGGAGACAGAGUGGAGCAAAGCAGGUCUCCAACACCACUCAGGCAGCGUCCAAGAGGAGAACAUCGACUCCGCCAUCCUUUGUUCCCAGCCUUAAAGUAGAAACUGAAUCGUCUCAUUUCACGGCUUCGUCCUCGUCUUCAUCUUCUACAUCUUCCUCAUCCAACCUAAUAGUAGGAGGACUGUUCCAACCAGCCUCAGACACAUCUCCAUUCCUUAGAGAGAAGACGGUUUAUCUGUCACCGAAACUAAAACAGCUGCUUCAGACGCAGGAUAUUCAGAAGUCGACCAUCACCCUGAUAACAGAGAGCCAUAGAUUAGUGUCACCGCUGUCCGUCACGCAGGUGUCAGGUUCUUCAGCGAGGUUCAAAAGAAGAACAUCGUCCCCCCCGUCCUCUCCGCAGCUCAGUCCUGCCUCUAAAACUGAUUCUUGUAAAGCUGAGGUGACCAGUCCAUACACACUCAAGGUGCCAAAGCUCGAGAACCUCAGUCUGUCGCCUUCAGGGAGUGUGGUGGACAAAGAUGACGGGGACACCCAAAGUCCUUCAGGAAAACACCAGCACAGCCCCGCGGCGAGCAGUGGAGGUCAUUCCUGUAAUCAACAGCCGUUAGAUCUGUCCAACUCCAUCAUUCGUAAAAAUGAAAUCCUGAACAAGGUUCCUGGAGAUUCAGCUCUGGAUUUAAGCCUCACUCGUAAGCUGACUGUUGAGCCUGAAGUCAAAGGAAAUCCAGGGCCGCAGCCGUUAAUCAAAAAGCGGAAGCCCAACACCAGCAUGCUGGAGAAAGUGCUCAUGAAUGAAUAUGUAGGUUUGACUGUGCCAGGAGAGGAGAGCUCCUCGGUGCUGGCCAACAUGAGUUCUUUUCACUCUCUGUCUCCGUCUGCCACCUCAGAGUCUGCCCACCCGUCUCCACCCUCUUUGACCCCCGUCACUAUGAACCCUUCUUCACCUGGCACCUCCAGCGUAACCUCCCCUACUCCACCUCCCCCUGUGCUCCCCACAGUGCCGUCGCCCCUGGCCGUGCCCGGCUCCCCGACCUCUCAGCCUUCACCACUUCCUGUUUUAUUCCCCAAAAUGUCUCCACGAUCGCCGGAACACCAGUCUGAUUCAGAGGACGACGUGGGAGCAGAGGAAGAGGAGCGUGUGGCCCAGUCGUCUGACUCUCCAGUUACUGAUAACAUUAACUGCCCCUCACCCAGCCCCCCUCAGUCUCCAUCACAGGACGUGUCCGUUCACGACAGGCAGCAGAACGGCAGUUUAAACCAGGACUCUACUGAUGAAACCUCUUUGAAACCUGACUCUGCUGCUCUGCUGCCUCAGACAGAACCCUCAUCUUCAUCACACUCUCCAUCGCAGGAUCCAGCUCCGACACCGUCUCUCCACAAGAUUAACAUUAAAGAAGAGCCUCAACAAUGGAAUGGUGAGGUCGCUGUUGUGAAUAAUGCACUCGGGGAUGACGUUGACGCUUCACCUCAGCCUGCUGCUCCUCGUGGUGCCUCUGAAAAAGCCCCUCAGAUGCAGGAGGUUGACGGAGCGUACGGCAAGACGUUUGUGUGUAACGUGUGCGAGGAGCCGUUCAGCUCCAUCAAAGAACUGAGUGGACACAUCAUAGAGCAUGCUGCUGAUUGGCCCUUCAAGUGUGAAUUCUGUGUGCAGCUCUUCAGCGACGCCCCCUCCCUGCUGGCUCAUCGGACAACACUACACGGAGUGGGCAACAUCUUUGUUUGUUCUGUCUGUUCCAAAGAAUUUGCCUUUCUCUGUAACCUCCAGCAGCACCAAAAGGAUCUGCAUCCAGAUGAGACGUGUUCCAAUACCACGGUGGAGAGCGGCAAGCUCAGACCGCAGAACUACACCGAUCCGUCCAGAGCCAAAGAGGAAAGCAGUCCAUCGACUCCAGCACCAGAAGUGACCGGUGAGUCUGUGGCACUCGUUGAACCUGAUGUCAAUGGUAAUCUUCCAGAAGAAGAAGAAGAAGAAGAAGCAGAAGAAGCAGAGGACCCCAACGAGGAGCUCUACACUACAAUAAAGAUCAUGGCCUCAGGAGGAGGAAAGCCUAAAGGACCAGACGUACGCCUGGGCAUUAAUCAACACUACCCCAGUUAUAAACCCCCUCCGUUCCCCUAUCACAGCCGUUCUCAUGCUAGUUCCGUAGCUUCAGCCACUAACUUCACCACCCACAACAUACCACAGACGUUCAGCACCGCCAUUCGCUGCACCAAGUGUGGCAACAGCUUUGACAACAUGCCCGAGCUGCACCAGCACAUAUUAGCCUGCGCUAACGCUAGUGAUAAGAAGCGAUACACGCCCAAGAAAAACCCCAUCCCCCUGAAACAAAUAGUAAACAGCCCCAACGGAGCGGUUUCACCGACAGCCGCCGCCGCCACCGCCGCCGGCCAGAGUCCUUUCCGUAGAAUGGGUCAGCCGAAGAGACUCAAUUUCAACCAGGACGCCAUGAAAACAAAGAUGAGUGCGCUCAGUAAAAAGAAGAACCAGCUGGUCCAAAAAGCCAUAUCACAGAAGAAUAAAGCCUCCACGACCGCAAAGAAAGUCACGGUUAAAAAAGAAGAAGAGCCAGUUUCUAACGUCUGCCCCCACUGCAGCCGCGAGUUUACUUACCCCGCGAGUCUCAGUAAACAUAUGGCCGUCAGCUGUCCAAAGAAGCCUGCUGUGACAAAGGGGAAAAAAGGUCCAGCCACGGUGAAGAGAGAGGCAGAGAGGGCCGUGAGUCUCAGAAAGAAAUCCUCAGAGCCUGAAAUACAGCAAAUAAAAACCGAGCCUAAAACUCUGGGAAAGACGAGAACUCGGAGCUCCAGCGCAGCAAACCCAGAACCCGUCAAGGCCGGCAAAGGAAGAACCGCUGCCCCUCUGGGUCAACUUAAGAGACCUGCGCCGUCUCCAGCCACCGCUUCUGCUAGCAAGAAAACCAAGAAGGGCCAGCUUCAGUCGCUACCUCCCCCCCUGCCAGCCCCGGACACAUCUGUGGACGCUGCUCCACAGCAGACCCCCGUGAGGACACGAGUGGACAAGGACGCAGCCCCCAAGAAAUCAGCAGAGACCAAACCUGCACCACUGAAGCCACAGCAGCUGAAGAAAGAGGAGCGCUUUGCCCUGAGAACAAGAGAGAGAGUCGGAGGUCCAGUGACCAGGAGAUCACAGAUGUCCAGCACAGCGCCCCCUGCUGAGGGGAAAAGUGAGGAGCCACCAGUUCAAGACUCUAAAGAGACCCAGGAGACGCUGACAAAGUGAGUCAGACCAACACUGAUAACUGUGGUUCUGGGAGGACGCUCGCUGAGCUCUCAGGCAGCAGGUCGGAAUCACAGACACUGACAGAACUGACGCUGACGUUUGUGUUGGAAAUGUUUCGCUCCAGACAAAGUGAAGUUGGUUAAAGUCAACUGCCGUUUGCUGGACUUGAGGAGAGACUUUUUUAUCCUUUGUCUCCUCAUGUCUAAAAACCUGAGCCUCCACUUCUGCCAGCAUUGCAAAAAAAGAAGACAACAAAAAAGAGGACGUUUAAAUGACAACGAGUUAAUAUAUAUAUAUAUACGUUAAUGUGUCAUAACUUGACCCAAAACCGUAAAACUAGGGCUCCAUUUGUACUGGGAAGCUGAGCUAUUGCAAACGUCAAUCACCCAUCACUUAGCCUAAAGGAUUCUAGUUUGUGCUUUUGUUUCUUUUACCGCCCCCCUCUGUUGAGAUUAGAGAUGGACGUGGACUCUCUUACUGCAUGUGCUAAAUAGUAGAUUAAGCGAAUUCUUCCAUGUCUUUCACAGCGGGUGUCGACUUGGGUUCAAACCUCAUUUGCAUCUUUUGAUUUAAAUUUCUGUAGUCUUUAUAUUGUAGGAUAUAUCUGGUUGUUAUUUGUUAUUUUUGUUUGGGAAACAAAAAUGAACAUGGCAGUAGUGAACUGCAGCAGUUGGUCCUCAGGAACACUGUACAUGUGAGUAGUAAGUAUACGAAUGCUAUUGCUUGUCAUCUUUUGGUCUGAUUCUCUAAAAGUGUGUUUGUUUUAAGUCCGUUUCCUCCUCACUGUCUCUGUUUAUCUGCCAGCAGCAGGUAAUUCCACUUGUAAAAUAUUAGGGAUUUAUAUGUAAACAUCUUUUUAAAUAAUAUCCAUCUUUAAGAGAUUUUCAUUUUAUUAUUAUUUUUUGUUGAAAAUUCGCCCACUCGUCCCAGUGUUUUUACAGCACUUUAAAAACAAGAUGCCAAAUGUCCCGUCAGGAUAAGAAACAUUGGCUUUAAUCAUCACUGACAAAUACUUUGUAUGGAGGUUCACGGCACCACGAGCCCAGAUGGUGCUCUGUGCUAUUUUUACAGUUUUACAAAUCCAACAGGAACAUCGGUCGUUUCCCUUAAAGAAAUUGAACAAAGUGAAAGUGAAGCUGACAUUUAUAGUAGUUUUUUAAAGCCAGGAUGCACGAUGAUGCUGAACCCUGAACGGACGUGGAUGAAUGAAAAGAAGCUUUGUGUCAAUU
Messenger RNA from Cynoglossus semilaevis (tongue sole), 6083 nucleotides. RefSeq names its product PR domain containing 2, with ZNF domain b (gene prdm2b). NCBI's taxonomy places the organism in Eukaryota, Metazoa, Chordata, Actinopteri, Pleuronectiformes, Cynoglossidae. The transcript has 6 exons. Bases 1 to 4854 code for a protein of 1617 amino acids. The record is from RefSeq and is a predicted model, not a curated record.